AUGUCCCGCGUAACGGCCCCCGUCUCCAAGCUCGCCCGCGCCAUCGGCGCAUCCACCGGCCCGCUGCUCGACGCCUCGGCCUCGGCCCACGGCGCCGGCGCCGCCCUCAUGCCAAAGUACGCAGAGCUGCUGCGCACUCGCCGGAGCGGCGAGCACACGGAUUCCUCGCGCGGCCUCACCACCACCCAUCGUCCCACGCCGCAGCCCUCCAUCGCCAACCGGACCAAGCCUCUCAUGCAGACCUUCCACUCCUCUUCUUCCUCGUCCUCUGCCUCCGCCGCACACCUAGACGCCGCCUUCCUCCCAUCAAUGGCCGACCUCGCCGGCCCGCCGACCUCCGCCUCCGGUCCGCGUGUGCCCCUGCUCCCGGACAACUACUCGGCCGCCCACGCUGCCGAUACCUCGGACGCUACUGUGCAGCUCCCCGAGGUCUCUAUUGUCGCAGCCAACCCGGAGAACGUCAUUCCCGGUACGCCCCUCUCCGAGGUCGAAGGCAUUGGCUUGGACGGCGUGGAGCUCAAGUUCGUCCACGAGGGUCGGUCCAACCGCGUCCAGGAGCUCGAGAGCGAGGGCCAGAGCGGCGGUAUGCUCCGCGACCUGUGGAAAGGCAUGGUCGACGAUGUCCUUGGCCCUUCUAAACGCACGGCCUGA
Messenger RNA from Purpureocillium lilacinum, 651 nucleotides. RefSeq lists its product as uncharacterized. Lineage: Eukaryota; Fungi; Ascomycota; Sordariomycetes; Hypocreales; Ophiocordycipitaceae. The record is from RefSeq and is a predicted model, not a curated record.